Molecule: messenger RNA, 231 nt
Organism: Schistosoma turkestanicum
Lineage: Eukaryota; Metazoa; Platyhelminthes; Trematoda; Strigeidida; Schistosomatidae
Source: the annotation of a GenBank genome assembly
AUGGGACCGUGGAUCAGUAAUUUACAACACUCUUCAGGUCAAAUAUAUCCUUCAAUGAUGGUUUCGUGUACGGGCAGCACACAUCCUGAGUUAGCAUUUCCCCACUUCUGUUCGCGACCCUUCAACACAGCGUCAGUCAGACAUAAACUAGACGGAGAAACUGUGAUCUGCCGUUUUAUUCAAAAAGGCUAUUUUUGUGAAUUGGUUUUCUACAUCGGCUAUAAAUUUUGA